GCCUCCUGUAGCUGACAUUGUGACAUUGUUAUGACAUUCGGUGUCUUUUUAUAGGCUCUCCCGGCUCUAGUUCUAAGUUCAAUUAGAACCGUACUAGUAUUGUGUGGGAGUCACGGAUUUGGAUAUGUCGGGACAUGUGGGGUCUGAACGAUCUGAACGUUGAACGCGCUUCAGAGCCACCUUAGCUGCCUUCUCGCGCUGCUCCCUCUCAACUCCCCCCGCGAUGGACUUUGCACGUCCCUCAUCUUCUAACAGCUCAUGGAAGAGUCUAUGCAAUGUCGUUGAAUAUAGCGGCAUUUUCGAUUCUGAAUAUCGCCAACCCCACUCACGGUGCAUGGAAAACACACGCGUUGUCCUCCAGAAUAGGAUAACUCAAGUCCUUGACCAACGUGAUCGGACAAACAUCUGGCUCAACGGUCUUGCCGGUGUUGGAAAGACAUCCAUCGCGUUCACCAUAGCCGAGAAGAUGAAAGCAGCGGAGAGGCUUGCUGGUACUUUCUUCUUCUCGCACAAACAUGCACAAAAAACUGCCGCUAUUAUUCCUACCAUCGCAUACCAGCUGGCACUGGCUUUUCCGCGCGUUCAAGAGGAUAUCGUGAAAGCGAUCGAGCGAGACGAUAUGCUCUUAUCACCUGGAAAAUCUCACGCAGAUCAGCUGCGGGAACUCGUCAUCAAGCCACUGCAGAUAUUGCGAUUCCGCGAACAUCCCUAUACUAUUAUCAUCGAUGCUCUUGACGAGUGUCUUUCCUCUGAAGAGGCAGCCAGGCUGGUUACGCUAUUGACAGAGGCCCUCGCGGGCCCAGCCUUGCCAUUCGUCCACAUAAUAUUCACAAGCCGCCCUGAGGCGCAUAUCCUUGCAGCCAGGCCCUCCGGCGUCCACGAAAUUAUCCUUACCACUCGUGAUAAAGACACCAUACGAGAUGUCCGUCUCUUUCUGCGAGCAUCACUGGAAAAAACACGAACGAUACGUCCUACUGUUUUUGGUCAGCCACCCAUACCCUGGCCAUCAAAGGACGAAUUUGAGACAUUGGCCUUUAAGGCGGGCGGUCUGUUUAUUUACGCUGCCAUGGCCGUGAACUUUAUAUCUGCCCCUGGUCAUCAUCCACAGAAGAGGCUAGAUCUCUUGCUAUGCGAGAAGUCGGCCGUGGUUGCUGACAUUGAUCAGCUUUAUCGGCAGAUAAUCGGGACUUCAGAGGAUUCACUUGUGCAGUGCCAGUUGUUAGCGUCCAUCAUCCAUCUAGCCAGACCGUUGCCACUUGCGGAACUCCAAGAAAUCUUCCACAGGAAUAAAAAAAGCUUCGCUGUGAUGCUUGAAGCAUUUUCGCCUGUCAUCUUGAAUGAUGGGGUCGGACACGUUGAAAUCUAUCACGCUUCGCUCCGCGACUUCAUGAGCGACCCUCAACGGUCAAAGGAAUAUCACAUAAAUGAUGCACAGGCUCACGAACACCUUGCAUGUUGUUGCCUCCAUUUAUUCUUGCGACAGUCCCCCCCAUCAACGUCAUAUCCAUUCUGGGCGUGGAAUAAGCAUCUUUCUAUGGCUUAUCCUAGCCCAAGACUUCGAAAGCUGCUGGAUCAGUUUACAGGCAAAACACUGCCACGUUGGGUGCAGGCCCCAGGAGACAGUCACAUCCAUUACACGUAUUCAACUCUCCGACAAGCAAGAAGGACUUGUUUAUCUUUGAAAUGGAUCAAGGGCCCGUCGGACAUCGUGGUUGCAUGGCGUAUUCAUAAAGCUUUUAAAGAGAUCGCAAAGUCUCAUGAUAAAUGUUCACGAAACUGGGCAAAUUCCCAAAUUCGAAGCCGGUCUAGAAAUAUAGCCGUUUAGAUCAAUGUUACAAAUCAUUGAUGUAGUGAUUCCUCUUUGUAUGCGCUGUGCAUGCAAGUAUCGUCAAAGAAUUUGAAUUUCGCUGUUCG
Suillus subalutaceus is the source of this 1914-nucleotide messenger RNA. RefSeq lists its product as uncharacterized. The transcript has 3 exons. The record is from RefSeq and is a predicted model, not a curated record. The coding region runs from base 224 to 1825 and encodes 533 amino acids. Lineage: Eukaryota; Fungi; Basidiomycota; Agaricomycetes; Boletales; Suillaceae.